Molecule: messenger RNA, 910 nt
Organism: Hevea brasiliensis (rubber tree)
Lineage: Eukaryota; Viridiplantae; Streptophyta; Magnoliopsida; Malpighiales; Euphorbiaceae
Exons: 7
Coding region: 204-587 (127 amino acids)
Cellular component (GO): histone acetyltransferase complex
Source: RefSeq, a predicted model, not a curated record
GACUAUUAAGAUUUGGAACUUGAGAGUUUGAGACAAUGAGAGUGAGAGGAGGGAUUAGCGAGGGAUUAAUGCUGAUUGGUUCAAUCGGGAAGAAAAUCGACAGAUGGUUUCUGUCUAAUUCUAUUUUGGAAUUUUAGGGUUCUAAUAACAACUGUUAUAGCUCUUCCAUCUCUACUGCUUCUUCAAAAUUUUCCCGCGAAAAAAUGGAUCAUGAAGGGCAACGAGGCUCUUCAAAUCCCUCUGCAGUGCUCGCUUCUCUUCUUAGCAAGAGAGCCAAGCUUCACGAGGAGCUCCGAAACAUUGAAAAACAGGUCUAUGAUAUGGAGACAAAUUAUUUACAGGAUCCAAGCCAGUGUGGCAAUGUAUUGAAAGGUUUCGAAGGGUUCCUAUCUUCAUCUAAGAACACUGCACUCCUGAAGCGGUCUAGGAAGUUCCAGCCUGAAGAUAGGCUCUUUUCUUUAUCUUCAGUCACCUCACCAGCAUUGUCUAAUAUGCUAUUCAAAAUUCACUUGCACUCUUCUUUUCCCAUUGUCAGGCUGAAGAGCAAGCAGCUGGACGAGAUGAUGGUAGAUCAGAUUAUGGUGUAGGUCGUCCAAAGGGAGGAGGAAUAUACGCAAAUGGGCAAGGAAAACCAAAGAAGGGAAGAUGUGGACCAAGAGAAGCUAAGAGAAUCAGGCCUUCAGCUGAUCCAGAUUUUGACUAUGAUGAUGAUCCUGAUUUGACACUCUGAAAUUACUCCUUGGCAAUAUCUAUUAUUCUUUUCUGCAUUGUUGAUGCAAAUAGGGCUUUUAUGUUAAGAUUGUUAAUGCGACGAUGCUACAUGAGGAAUGAUCAGUUACUCUUGCUUGUUUUAAGAAAAUUGUUUUCUUUUUCAAUUUUUAAUGAAAAAGUCUCCAUUGUAAUUUGCCUA